UAUAAAAACGCCGCAUUGUUAAAGUCAAUCUACCUACAUUGUUUUCUUCUGGUCAUGCGAUCCAACUCAUUGUAAUUUUUAAUUAUUGUUUUACCUGCUAUAUAAAAAUAUCGUUAAUUGGACAAUAAUCAUUCGUACAUUAAUUCCUAGUAACAUAAACGUGGGUUAUAUUUAAUAAUGGAACCGACGGCCAUAACUACUGGAAAACAACCGAGGACUAGAUUCGUCAAAAAGCCGACCUCCUAUACAUAUGAUAGUAAAAAUGAGGGUCUUCCAGUCUAUGGAGUAAUUGUUCAAUGGGAUUCAAAUGAAAAGUACUCGAACAAGGCGUUGAUAACCAAGUUUGAAGCGAAAUUAACUACGUACAGGUCUGCCGUGGAAAGAGAUGUGCUUCAGAAAAAAUCUAUUCGCAAAAAUCUGCCAUAUUUUCGGCGUGUUGGACCCAACAAGGGUAUUGUCUCAUUCAAAACAAUGGCUGAAGCAAACGCUUUUUCUAAAACAGAGGACUCGGAAUUCUACGCUUUUAUUCCAUUGAGCUUCAUUGUCGUCGUUGGGGUUGCAGAAGUGUCCGCUUCUAAUUUUAAUUUCAAGGAUUUUAGACCAGUAUGCCCAAAGCACGAAGUGAUGCAAUGGCGUAAGAAAAAGCUACCAAGUACCAAAAAGAUACAGAUAACAGUUGCAAUUCGUGGCACCCAAUUGCCAUCAAUGUUUUAUUUUAAGAAAAAUGAAGUACCACUCAAUCCGCUCGAGCGAAAGCCUGUUUACUGUUGCCGCUGUUUACGAUAUGGUCAUCGUGUGGGCAAUUGUAUGCGUAAACCACGCUGUGGUGUAUGCAUUCGGACGAAACCAGCACUGAAGCAUCGUGAGCAACACUGUUAUACUAUUAAACGAGGCAAUAUUGAACGGUGCCUUUACUGCCAGCAAAACCACAUCAUUGGAACGGCAGAUUGCGUUGAGCAUGUGCAGCAAUGUACGUUCAAAGCACAAUUGGUUAAACGCAGCAUGGAUUAUGUGUCCGUAUUGGCGUCGGACAUUAUUCCAGCUAUACGUACAACAUCCGUUAACUCGACCCGAUCGUGGUUAGAAGCUUUCUGAAUACUAAAUGCAAUCAUACAAUUUCAUAUACUGUAUUUUUUAAAGCGCUGUGAAUUCUUGGAACAAAUAUUGAUUUUGCUUUUGAAUAUAAAUAGAAAUCUCUUGUCGGCUGA
This is a messenger RNA of Topomyia yanbarensis, 1208 nucleotides long. RefSeq lists its product as uncharacterized. The record is from RefSeq and is a predicted model, not a curated record. Lineage: Eukaryota; Metazoa; Arthropoda; Insecta; Diptera; Culicidae. The transcript has 2 exons. The coding region runs from base 178 to 1095 and encodes 305 amino acids.